Molecule: messenger RNA, 2913 nt
Organism: Cololabis saira (Pacific saury)
Lineage: Eukaryota; Metazoa; Chordata; Actinopteri; Beloniformes; Belonidae
Product: G-protein coupled receptor 26-like
Exons: 3
Coding region: 457-1530 (357 amino acids)
Biological process (GO): adenylate cyclase-activating G protein-coupled receptor signaling pathway
Cellular component (GO): membrane
Molecular function (GO): G protein-coupled receptor activity
Source: RefSeq, a predicted model, not a curated record
CUAAAAGGUUAUUUUUGUGUACGGGUGCAUCUGCUUAUUUUAGAGGAGAUAGUAGCCCGCUUCCUUCCCAGGGCUGUCCAUCACGGCGCGCAAUUGCGCAGCAAAGAACCCCUGAGCGCUCCUACCAGUGUCAUGACCAGGAGAAAAAAAAAGAAAAGAAAACUACUGCAGCACAGCAAGAGAACAAGCCUUCUGCUGUGACCCAAUUCUUGGAAAAGAGACUUUCAAAUUUUCUGCACAAUGAAUUGAACAGUCUUUGCAUUUUUUUUUUAAUUUUUUUUUUUGCGACCUAAUCGUUUUAAGAUAUUUCUUCAAAAGGAUCACUUCGUUUACUGAAGACAUUUGCAUCAAGAGGACGGAUUUGGAGCCAUAAGCGUUUGAAUUCACGAUGACAGUCCCCAGCAGGACUGUGGAUGCGCUCUCGGCAAGUCUGGGUGUUUAAGAGCCAGCAGCACCAUGGACGCAGGGGACGCCGCCGCCGCCGUGCUGCUUUUGGGGGUUAUAGUCGUGUCGCUGCUGUCCAACGUCGUGGUGCUGAUCUGCUUUCUGUACAACCCGGAGAUCCGCAAGCAGGUGCCCGGUCUUUUUAUUCUCAACUUGACGUUUUGCAACCUGUUGCUGAGCGCGUCCAACAUGCCACUGACGCUGGUGGGCAUCGUCACCGCGGGCCCCCCCGGAGGAGGCAGGGGCCUCUGCCAGACCGUGGGGUUCCUCGACACUUUUCUCACCACAAACUCCAUGCUCAGCAUGGCAGCGCUCAGCAUCGAUAGGUGGGUGGCGGUGGUGUUCCCGCUCAGCUACCACUCGAGGAUCAGGCACCGGGAUGCCGUGCUGGCGCUGGGAUACACGUGGGUUCACUCCCUGUGCUUCUCGGCCGUGGCCAGCUGCCGCUCCUGGGUGGGCUUCCACCACCUGUACGCGUCCUGCACGCUGUGCAGCGCCGGGGCCGGGGCCAGGGGGGCCGCCGGGACGCACUUCAUCGUUUUCACCGUGGCUUUGCACUCUCUCACAUUCCUCCUCACGCUGAUCGUGAUGUGCGUGACGUAUCUGAAAGUCCUCAAAGUUGCGAGGUUUCACUGCAAGCGCAUCGAUGUGAUCACCAUGCAGACGCUGGUGCUGCUAGUGGACAUUCACCCCAGCGUACGCCAGAAAUGCUUGGAUGAGCAGAGGCAGAGGAGGCGGAGAGCCACCAAGAAGAUCAGUACCUUCAUCGGCACAUUUGUGGUGUGUUUCACACCAUAUGUCGUUACAAGAAUCAUGGAGCUCUCCUCCCCAGGGCCCAUAAGCCCUCACUGGGGUGUCAUGUCCAAAUGUUUGGCCUACAGCAAGGCAGCAAGUGACCCAUUCGUCUACUCUCUGCUGCGUCAUCAGUACAGGAAGACCUGCAGCCAUCUCGCAAAUAAAAUCCUCAAGAGGAGCCCCCUCAACUCUUCCUCCCUCAGGACAGACAACAACCCAAGGAGGAGUGAAACCACCUCCAACACAACCAGCAACAGUCAGCCACCACUGAAUAAAUUGCUCGGCCAGUGACACCCAUCCCGUUCAGAGACGAUCUUUCAACGUGUGCAGUGCAGGACUGGAUGGAGUUCUCUGUGAUGGUGAAACAUUAAAGCAAACAACGAUUGUUGCUAAAAAAUAAACAAGGCUGGCAAUUUAUUUAUUUUUUAUUGCCAACAAAAUCCACUGAAAGGUCAGAAACAAUGGGUUAAUAUGUCUCUUCUGACUUUGCCAGCCUUUCUCAACGCACUCAGCUGAAUGCUAAUUUGUUCCUGCCAGCGGCGUCAUUUUUGAAAAUAGGUCACAAACACACAGUUUUUAGAAGAAAGGUAAGUAAUCUCUGAAUGAAACAACUUCAAGUCUGCACUUUCUGUAAAUAUCCCUAAAAGCAUAAGUGUAUCAAAGGGUGGCAGCCUCAGUGCCUGUGUUCAUUGUAACAACGGAGCAUGCCAUCAAGUGCAGAAUAUCACAUUUGUAAUACUUCGUUGUUAUUGGUCUGUGGCAUCAGUUGAUUCAAAAGUGUAGAAUGUCAGAAGCCUUAACCUUGAAAAAAAGAGUUGUGAGACACUUUUGCAGCUUGUGGGCAGAGGUUGUAAUGGGAUCAAGAUGGUUUUGUAGCAUGGUGGGACAUUUUUGUCAAACAAAUCAUGUAACAGAAAGCAACACUAUGGUCACCAAUGGGUUAAUUGUGUCACAAAAUCAACCAAAUGCAGGGCACAUGUGUCUCUCCAAGUUCAGAACAAAGAGAGCAGACGUGCAGGACUAUUUUCAUACCUCAGUGUGAUAUAUUUAUGGUUAUGUGAUCUAAAAAAAAGGACAGUGAUUAGACUUUUUAAAUGUAUUAUGUUUUGUAUUGUAAUUGAAAUGAAUAGCUGUAUUUCUUGAAUAAAACUCCUGUCUAACUUCUGACCUCAGUGACAGUUAUUUAGCUGGAUGAAUUACUGUACAUGUUUAUGAUCAUCAUUUUUCACAGUACAGUGGUUGUAUCAUGCACCACACUGAUGGUUUUAUGGAAAUUAUUGUAUGUUGUAACAAUGAGGCCUGAGUUAUUUAAGUGCCUUUUAGACAUUGGAUUUUAAUUUAAUCAAAAGUCAAAUCUUUCUGUCAACUUUCUCAGUAUUUUCUGUGAUGGUGAAUUGUAUUGAUGAGGCCAGUUUGUUUAUGAAGUAAUGUUUAUUUUGUAAUGCCACCUCAUUGUGUGAACACAUCAGAUGGAGUCGGUUCAAAUGGUUAAAUGUAGUAGCAGCUAUUCAGUAAUGUGCAAUUAACAUUAAAGAUUAUGUCACAAGAGGGAAUAUGUGACAUCUGUGUUGUAGAAAGAGUCACUUGACAACACUGGCAAAGUCGGGGUGUUGUGUUAUUAUUUUACUGUGACAGAAUGAAGCCUUUAAAAGGCAUAAAGUCUAUUUAUUUUUG